This is a messenger RNA of Lolium rigidum, 585 nucleotides long. RefSeq lists its product as uncharacterized. Bases 1 to 585 code for a protein of 194 amino acids. NCBI's taxonomy places the organism in Eukaryota, Viridiplantae, Streptophyta, Magnoliopsida, Poales, Poaceae. Gene Ontology annotation, biological process: response to photooxidative stress; photosystem I assembly. The record is from RefSeq and is a predicted model, not a curated record. Gene Ontology annotation, cellular component: chloroplast thylakoid membrane. The transcript has a single exon.
AUGUCCCAAACGCCGGUCGCUGAGCCCUCCGACGACCCCAACGCAUUCACGUGUGUCACGCUGCUCGCGUGCUGCCUCCCGGGCCUUUCGAAGAAGAAGCCGGAGGAAAGUGGCAGCAAGAGCCAGCAGCCAACGGCGCCGGAACAAGACCAGCCCAAGGAGCAAGAGCACCCCCAAGUGCCGAGCCGCGCCGCGUCGCUGGAGAAGCUCGAGUGCUCCUCGCUCUACUCCGGCAGCAACAUCAUCUUCGACUUCCUGGCCGUGGAGCUGGGGGAAGGGGACGACCGUGGCGUCGGCGCGACCCACGGAUAUUGCCCUUCGCCGUGCUUCGACCUGCCGGUGGAGCGGAUACGGACCGCUGAGCGAUACGGCGUCGACGACGCGCCGGUCACGUCCGCCUUCGUGUUUGACGGCGGUUACCGAGACGGCGCCGCCCUGAAGAAGAUGGCAUCGUGCCUGGCGCCCGGCACCCCAGAUGGCACGGAAGCGCGGCCAACGCAUCUCGUGAGGUUUCUGUCCGCGUCCGAUUCUGGCUUGCCGGUGCGGCCUGCCGUCACAUCUGUUGGGCCGGCAAAAGGCCGAUGA